This is a messenger RNA of Aspergillus bombycis, 846 nucleotides long. RefSeq names its product S-adenosylmethionine-dependent methyltransferase. The record is from RefSeq and is a predicted model, not a curated record. The transcript is spliced from 3 exons. NCBI's taxonomy places the organism in Eukaryota, Fungi, Ascomycota, Eurotiomycetes, Eurotiales, Aspergillaceae. Bases 1 to 846 code for a protein of 281 amino acids.
AUGGAAGAACUCACCAGCUUCCUGACAUCUAUCGGCGAAGAGGUCGAAGAUGCCGAAGAGGAAUGCUUCCUUCUCUUCGCGCAAGACAUUCCCUCGGCCAAUCUGGGCUUCGUCGAUUCACGAGCAACAUCUGUCGAUGUAACCAUCCACGGACAGGACUAUACCAUUAACCAAUCUCCAACGCUGUUGUCGUCGUCGCGCGCGGGUGGCACGACUGGUGCAGCGCUUGAACUCGGCUGCGGAAUCUCAGGCCUCAUAGCCCUGGCCCUCUCCCCCACAAUCACGCACUACAUAGCCACAGACCAAGAAUACGUGCAUCGCCUGCUGCGCUCCAAUCUCGAGUCCAACGCCCCGAAGCAACCACACCCCAAGUCCAAGGCCAGCAACCGGAAACCCGGUAAGCAGGGCGCCAACAACAAAGCAUCACAAAAGUCCACCACAAACAUCACCUUCACCACCCUGGAUUGGGAAACGGAUGAUCCCGCCACGUUGAAGGAUAGUGUUCCUGCUAGUGACGGGAACACGGAUCGCGGGUUUGAUGUGCUGAUUUCCUGUGACUGUAUCUAUAAUGACGCCUUGAUUGCGCCGUUUGUACGCACGUGUGCCGAUGUUUGUCGGCUGAGGGCUGUUUAUGCUCCUGGCGGGGAGUUGCGGGAGGAGAACAAGCCGACGGUUUGUGUGAUUGCGCAGCAGCAGCGGUCACCCGAGGUGUUUGAGGCUUGGUUGAGGGAGACGAUGAGGGAGUUUCGGGUUUGGAGGGUUAGUGAUGAGGUGUUGGGGAGCAAGUUGGCGUCGGGGUCAGGGUAUUUGGUGCAUGUGUUGGUGUUGAAGGAUGGGGGUCGGUGA